CUCCGCUGCUUUUGCCAGCCUCCCCGAGAAAGGGUCGCGGCGGCUUCCCCCCGCAGGGUUCAUUCCUAACUGAGGGGGAACGGCGGAAAGGGAGCAAGCUCCCGGCUCGCCCACCCGCCGGAGAAGCCAGCCCAUCGCUCCGGCAAGCCAACUCCGGCUGGCGGAGGAGCUGCCGGGCGGGCCCUUACCGGCGCGCUCGGCUGACCGGGGACCGACACCUCCCGCGCGGGCAGCUGCCCCGCCGCCUCCCCGCCCGCCCGCCCGCUGCGCCCAUGCCCGGCUCCGCCAAGCGAUGACUCUGAGCGCGGAGAUGUCCGCCGCCGCCUCCGCCUUGGCCGAAGAGACAGACAUCGACGUGGUCGGGGAGGGAGAGGACGAGGGGGGCGGCGACGAGGACGAGGACGACGAGGAGGAGCCCCCUCCCCGGCGGCCCUACGACGAGGAGGAGGAGGAGGACGAGGCCAUCUCGCUGCCCAGGUCCCCGGGGGGGCGCGCGCCGGCAGGGUCCCCCGGCUCCGGCUCGCCCUCCUCGCCCUCCUCCUCGUCCUCGGGCUCCCCCUCGCAGCCGGGCCCCUUCAGGGCGGCGGGCGGCGGCAAGAGCAGCCUGGUGAAGCCGCCCUACUCCUACAUCGCCCUCAUCACCAUGGCCAUCCUGCAGAGCCCCAAGAAGCGGCUGACGCUGAGCGAGAUCUGCGAGUUCAUCAGUGGCCGCUUCCCUUACUACCGCGAGAAGUUUCCGGCCUGGCAGAACUCCAUCCGCCACAACCUGUCGCUCAACGACUGCUUCGUCAAGAUCCCCCGCGAGCCGGGCAACCCGGGCAAAGGCAACUACUGGACGCUGGACCCGGAGUCCGCCGACAUGUUCGACAACGGCAGCUUCCUGCGGCGCAGGAAGCGCUUCAAGCGGCAGCCGCUGCCGACGUCCGACCUGCUCCUCCGCGGGCUCGAACCCUCCGCCGCGGCCGCCUUCCUUCACCCGCCGCCGCCCGGCGCCCAGCCGCCGCCCGGCCACCCCGGUCAGCCCCCCGCGUACGCCUACGGGCCUUACAGCUGCGGCUACGGCCUCCACCUCCAGCCCUACCCCGCGCCCUCGACGCUCUUCGCUUUCCCGCCCCAGGAGAGGCGGCCGUCGGCGUCGGGCCCUGUCCUACCACCUGCUCUGCCUUCCCUCCUGGGCCCGGCCGCGGCGGCGGGCCCGGACCUGGCCCGGACUACCAGUUUCAGCUACGCGGCCCAGUUGAGCCCGUCGCUGGCCGCUUCAUUGCAGGCGGCCGCCACCAAGACCCCUUCAGCCUUGGCGCGCUCCCCGUUCUCCAUUGAGAGCAUCAUCGGGGGCAGCGUGAGCCCCGGGCCGGGGAACCGCUGCGGGUCUCAGGCCGCGGGGCUGCCGGUCCUGGCGCGAACUUUGAUGGCCUCGCCGUCGCCUUCGCCCUCGCUGACCUCUCCCGCCGUGGCCGCCAACGCCUCUCUGGGAACUCUGCCCCCCGCGCCGGCCUUGGGCAGCGUGGAAAGCUGCGCGGCCAGGAUUUCCAACUGCUAGCUUGCCUGGGCCGCCAGCCUCGUCUUGCCUUCGGCUUUGGAGAGCAACGACGCGGAGAGACCUUUCCGGACAGAUCGACUCGCUGGUUGGUUCCUCUGCGCCCUUUUUUUUUCCUGGCUUGUUCUCUGGCCUUCCGGUUUGCUUCUUCUUCCGUACCUCUAUUUAUGCAAAGCCAUUUCUUCCAUGCUGCAGAGACAGAUGGCAGAGAAACGGUCCGAAGGUCUCUGCUUUGAAAACAGACGCCGCCCUGUCCCCCCUUUUCAAAUAUCUUUUUUUUUUAAAAAAAAGUUUUAUUUGCUUUCCGUUGCAGAGCUCGCUGGGUUCCCCCAGGAAGGAAGGGGGGGGGGGGGGUUAACAUGGGACUCCAGCGAAAAUAUUGAGGGAGUCGUCGUUUGCAGCUCAUUUCCCUCCUUCUUCCCCCCCCCCCACGCCCCGGUACUUUUUAUGCACGGAAAGAUCAAAAUGUUUACAUAGAAGAGAUUGUCAUUGUUUUAACCUGGG
Messenger RNA from Pantherophis guttatus, 2041 nucleotides. It is a transcript of the gene FOXD1, whose product is annotated as forkhead box D1. Gene Ontology annotation, molecular function: RNA polymerase II cis-regulatory region sequence-specific DNA binding; DNA-binding transcription factor activity, RNA polymerase II-specific. NCBI's taxonomy places the organism in Eukaryota, Metazoa, Chordata, Lepidosauria, Squamata, Colubridae. Gene Ontology annotation, biological process: regulation of transcription by RNA polymerase II; anatomical structure morphogenesis; cell differentiation. The record is from RefSeq and is a predicted model, not a curated record.